UGUGUGUGUGGGGAGGGUGAGGUGAAUCUGCAGCCUGAACAACUCUCUCUCAGCUUGAGAAGUUUCACGGCGACUAUAAAAGUCCCGGGUGAAUGUCUUCACUGAGAACCUUUGAGGAAUAAAGGAAAAAAGAAAAUUACGACCAUUUUCUGGGCGGUUACCACCCCACCCCCUCGUCAACCGAAGCUGAUCUCCGGCAGUUAGAACCCCUCCCCGGACAGAGAGAGGAGGCUCUCCUGCCAUCAGGGAGACGUGUCAUCGCGUCCCGCCACUGCACCGACACCCUGGUCUAGAGUGAAUAGCAUCAAACAAGAACAAGCUACGAUUGAUGGCUAUUGAAGGUCCCUGGUUUUAAAUGGGCAGAAGCUAUGGCUGAUACAAUAUUUGGAAGUGGAACAGAUCAGUGGGUGUGUCCCAAUGACAGACAACUUGCCCUUCGAGCAAAGCUCAAAACUGGUUGGUCAGUGCACACGAAUGAAACAGCCAAACAGCGACAAAAUCAUACGCUCGCUGAACAUGAAAUUGCAGUGAUCCUGGAAGUCAUCAAGAGAGCAGAGAAUCUGGAUGUGAUUGAGCAGCGUCGUAUUGGUCGUCUUGUUGAGCGUUUAGAAAAUAUGAAGAAGAACGUGAUGGGAAACGGCCAUUCUCAGUGCUUGUUGUGUGGAGAGUUACUUGGAUUUCUGGGAUCGAAAUCCGUCUUCUGCCAGGACUGUAGGAGGAAAGUCUGUAUAAAGUGUGGAAUUGAAACAUUUGGGAGUCAACGAAAACCUGUUUGGCUUUGCAAAAUAUGCAGUGAGGGAAGAGAGAUUUGGAAGAGAUCUGGUGCUUGGUUUUACAAGGGACUGCCGAAAUACAUUCUACCAUCAAAAAGCUCUGUCAGAAACACCGAGCUGCACUUCCGGCCUCUUCAGCUGGAGACCUUGCAGCAUGGAGGAAGCGUUACUGUCAACCGCUCCUAUAGCUGGGCAAGAGGAAGAGUUGUCUCCAGUGAUAGUGAAAGUGAAUCUGAGUGCAGUUCGUCGAGUCAAGAUGACAAAGUUUCAGCUGGCAGCUCAACAAAUUACAAGGGAAGGAAGCAGAAUGGAUCAGGUAGCCGCCAUCUGGCAAAAUCUUCAUCUGGGAGUCAAUCCAACCUUGGAACUGAACGAGGAAGAGGUUCACCUGCCACAGAGAACCUUGGUGAUAAUGCUAAGAAUAAUUUUGGCAAGAAUUCACGAGGUUGGCAUUGAGUGGGUACAGGAUCCAGGCAUCCUCCCAAACUCUAUCAUCCAAGGAUUGCCCAUUUCUCCUUCCCAAGACGUCCGGGUUGGAGCUGUGAAUCCUGAUGCCAUUCGAAUAAAAGAAAUAUCUAAUUUGAUAGAAGUCCUAGAGUCUUUUUUUUAACCAGACAGCUUUAACUCUGGAGUGUUCAUUUCCUGGAUGUCUGGUUGGAUAUGGGAAAUAUUUGUGCUCUCGUAAUUCAUAGCUGAAUCUAGUUUGUUCCAAUUAUCUAAACUGCUUUAUUCAUGAUACCUCCAGGGUUACAAAUUGUUUAGAGAUUUAUUAUUAAAUAUUACAAUCCUUAUGUGCUAUUGUGAAGGCUUGGUCAAUGAGACAAAAAAUCUAUCUGAAAUAGCCUUACAGUGUCAAAAUGAAUAGCUAGACAAUCUGGAGCAGAGAGCCUUUUCUGUUACUAAAUGCAAAGUAAGGCCUGUACAGCUUCCGCACUUGUUCACUGAGAAAGGAUAUGGUCAGAGCUAAAAUCUCAUCUUGUGUCAGAAUGGUGUUGUAUUUGUAACUGUAUUUGUUGGAUUGGAAUGCUGUGGCAAUUUAUGGUCUAACCCUUGCUUGAUAUGUUCUAAAUUGCUCCCUGUGAUGCUGAAAUAAAUAAUAACUGAAAUAAAUGUUUAAAAAGCGAUA
Messenger RNA from Hypanus sabinus (Atlantic stingray), 1899 nucleotides. RefSeq names its product rab effector Noc2-like. Bases 369 to 1229 code for a protein of 286 amino acids. The transcript has 10 exons. Gene Ontology annotation, biological process: intracellular protein transport. Gene Ontology annotation, molecular function: small GTPase binding. The record is from RefSeq and is a predicted model, not a curated record. NCBI's taxonomy places the organism in Eukaryota, Metazoa, Chordata, Chondrichthyes, Myliobatiformes, Dasyatidae.